Molecule: messenger RNA, 2010 nt
Organism: Cucumis melo (muskmelon)
Lineage: Eukaryota; Viridiplantae; Streptophyta; Magnoliopsida; Cucurbitales; Cucurbitaceae
Product: oxalate--CoA ligase-like
Exons: 4
Coding region: 225-1781 (518 amino acids)
Biological process (GO): fatty acid metabolic process
Molecular function (GO): medium-chain fatty acid-CoA ligase activity
Source: RefSeq, a predicted model, not a curated record
UCCACCGGUGAAUUGCUGGUAGCCAACAUGCUCAAACAACAGCAAGAUUCCGUACACAACAACCCAAGUCCGAACCAUAGACCGGCGGCACAUGGAAUAAUAUAAUAAGGCGCCUCUGUUCAUCCUCUAUCACCAUUUUUAUAUAUAUUCCCCCAAAACUCCCUUCUUCCUCAUCCAUCACUUUAUUCACUCUAUCAAUUUCAUCAUUUCUUCUCUCCACCCAAAUGGGGUUUCCAAUUACACUCACCGGAUUAUUGAAAUCCGUCGCCGAAACUUUCCCUCACCGGAGAGCCUUAUCCGUAUCCGGAAAGUUCGAUCUCUCACAUUCCCGUCUCCAACACCUCGUUGAUUCCGCCGCCUCUAAACUCGCCGCCGGCGGUAUCAAGCCCGGCGAAGUCGUUGCCCUUGUUUUCCCAAACACCGUCGAGUUUGUGAUCAUGUUUUUGGCUGUGAUCCGAGCUCGAGCCACUGCGGCGCCACUCAACGCCGCCUACACGGCAGAGGAGUUCGAAUUUUACUUAUCGGACUCCGAAUCAAAGCUGUUGGUUACGUCUAUAGAAGGCAACGGCCCGGCCGAGACGGCAGCGUCUAAACUCAAAAUCAAGCACGUGACCGCUUCACUUCCCGAUGCAGGUGCCGAGUUGGUUGUCUCUUUGACUAAGUCCAACUCGAAUGGUUCCGAGUCUGACUCAUUUCUUGAAGUCCUCAAUGAAGGAUCCGACGUGGCGUUAUUCCUUCACACGUCAGGCACCACGAGCCGUCCCAAAGGCGUCCCAUUGACUCAGUUCAAUUUGGCCUCCUCGGUUAACAAUAUUAUAUCGGUUUACCAACUCACUGAGUCCGACUCCACCGUUAUUGUCCUUCCAUUAUUCCACGUCCACGGAUUAAUGGCUGGAUUACUAAGUUCACUAGCUGCCGGAGCUGCCGUUUCUUUACCGGCAGCCGGGAGAUUCUCGGCGUCGACAUUCUGGGCCGACAUGAUCCAAUACAACGCCACGUGGUACACUGCCGUGCCUACAAUCCAUCAAAUCAUACUAGACCGGCACUCAAACAAACCGGAAAAGGUUUACCCGAAGCUCCGGUUCAUUAGAAGCUGCAGUGCGUCGUUAGCUCCAAGUAUCCUGAACCGGUUGGAGGAGGCGUUUGGGGCGCCGGUUCUGGAGGCGUACGCGAUGACGGAAGCGACACAUCUGAUGUCGUCGAACCCAUUGCCGGAAAACGGUCCGCACAAGGCCGGGACGGUGGGUAAACCCGUGGGUCAAGAAAUGGUGAUACUGGACGAGAACGGCAUCGUUCAGGAAGCGAAUGUGAAAGGGGAAGUUUGUAUCAAGGGUUCGAAUGUGACGAAGGGGUACAAAAGUAAUCCGGUGGCGAACGAGGAAGCGUUCCGUUACGGGUGGUUUCACACCGGAGAUAUUGGGUAUUUUGAUUCUGAUGGGUAUUUGCAUCUUGUUGGUCGGAUCAAGGAAUUGAUCAACCGUGGAGGGGAAAAGAUAUCGCCGAUUGAAGUGGACGCAGUGUUGUUGGCUCAUCCGGAGGUGGCGCAAGCUGUCGCAUUCGGGGUUCCCGACGAUAAGUAUGGGGAGGAGAUAAAUUGUGCUAUAAUCCGAAGAGAAGGAUCAAAGAUUGGAGAGGAAGAUGUAUUGAGGUUUUGCAAGAACAAUUUGGCUGCUUUCAAAGUCCCCAAGAAAGUGUUUCUUACCGAUUCACUCCCCAAAACUGCUUCCGGCAAAAUACAACGUCGAAUCGUAGCAGCUCAUUUCCUCCACCAAGGUUCCUGAUAAGAUGAUCAAUCUCCACCUGAUCAACGUAAUAAAAAAGAGCAGAUAGAUUAUUGGUGGAUUCUUAGUCGAACUAUGAGGUCUUGAUUUCAUGGAAGUUCUAAGAAACUUUGAUUGUUAACUUAAUAUUAGACUAUCAAUAUAAAGUUUAGGAAUAGACGUUGAAAUAAACAAAAUUUUGGUGGAAAUAUUAUCAUUAAUGUGACUAAAUGUGUAUCAUUUACUAUUU